AUGGGCUGCGGCCCCUCGCAGGCUGCCGACGACCGGACGCGAGUCCCCGAGCCCAGGAAGGGCUGGGAGGAGGGAGUUAAGGUAAAACAAACGAAGCCGACCCGCAGGCACAAAGCCUUCUGCCACGCUCGGGGGGCAGGGGUGGGGCGUGGCGACGGGGGCGGGCGGGAGCUGGGUCCGCGGGGCCCCCAGCCCUGCCGGCGGGCGGGCAGGGGCGCGCGGGGCGGGCAGCUGCACGGGCCGUUGUUGAACUGCUGUCGUAGCCAGGACUCCGCUGCUGCAGGACUAGCGUUGAGGGCUUUUUGUGGUUCAAGAACCUUCGAAGGGGGUCCCACCCCGGGGCACUACCGGGUAGAGCCGUGUGUCCCCACUGCGGGCGGCGGUGAUGCUCAGGGGAGACCCGGGACGUGCCUUCUGCUACGGCUUCCGGCAAGGAGGGGCAUGGAGCGCUGGGGUGGUCCAGGCAGAAACGAGGUCCGGGAUUCUUCCUACGCCCACCACCAUCAGUAUUCCGUAAAUGGGACUGGGAAGGCACCGGCUGAUGUUGGUGCGACUCAUUCCGGAGAGAACUGCAGGCCCCAGACUGAAGCUGAAUUGCCCAAGGACACUGUGAGCAGCCCCGAGGGCCUGGGAAAACAGGCUCAGUUGGGAAGUUUACCUGGAGCCAUAGCAGAAAGUCCCCCAUCUCUUAGUGAAAGAAACAGAAGAAUAAAUUCAGCCCUAGUGACCAGUGGAUUAAUCCAUAACCCCCAACCCCCCGAGACCCGAGAGCGACAAAAGUCAUCAGACAUUCUGGAGGAAUUAAUUGUUCAAGGAAUAAUACAAAGCCACAGCAAAGUAUUUAGACACGGAGAAUCGUAUGACGUCAUGGUAAACACGACAGAGAUGCCACUGAGAAAGCCUCCAGCCAGGCUGAAAAAACUGAAGAUCAAAAAGGAAGCAAAGGCUUUCACAAUGAACGAUGUAGAAGAGAAGAUGUGGGCGGUGGAGCGGCGCAGGAAGACUAAAGAAGAAGAAAUAAGAAAAAGGCUACGGAGUGGUCGACUCUUAUCCCCUGCCAGUCCUUCAGACACAACUGAGCCAGAUGGGGGUAAGGUCCCUUUUGCCAAAGGCCUUCACGCUGUGAGUUCUGCUGUGUUUGAGUUUGAGCCGUCUGACCAGGAGGGAGGAAAGGCUUUGAAACAGGAGAAGAGCCACCCAACAUCGAGUAAUAGAAACUUCACUUAUGAAGGAUUUGGGAUGGUGGAGUCAGACAUGUCUUACAACCAAGCAGAUGAUGUAUUUGAAUAAGCCGUCUUAUGUGGAUUUCAUGAGAAGCCAUCCAUUCUCCCUGCUUGUGACAAUCUUAGUCUGUUGCACGUUUUUCUGGAGGCCUGAUCUCACCCCGCUGGGCUCUGCCAUGGAUUUAGGAGUGAUUGUAUAAGCUGUACAGGCUGAACAUGACUGAGUCAAGUAAAUAUCUAUGCUAGGUACCAAAGGGAACCUAGCUUUACCAAAGGGAAAAAACCCAGGAAUAUCUGACCAGCUUCCAUAUUGUAAAGUUGGCAUUCUCCUCCAGCGUGGCUUCAGACGCUGUGAGGAUGUCUUUAUGAGUACCUUCCAGCUUACGUUCAUGUGUUUGUGCCAGAUGAAACCCUUCUUUUAUGCUCCUGCCCCUUGGCUAUACCCACCCUCUGAGGGCCCCUUCAGAC
Hyaena hyaena (striped hyena) is the source of this 1691-nucleotide messenger RNA. It is a transcript of the gene STMND1, whose product is annotated as stathmin domain containing 1. The record is from RefSeq and is a predicted model, not a curated record. The transcript is spliced from 6 exons. Gene Ontology annotation, biological process: microtubule depolymerization; regulation of microtubule polymerization or depolymerization; neuron projection development. Gene Ontology annotation, molecular function: tubulin binding. Gene Ontology annotation, cellular component: cytoplasm; neuron projection. NCBI's taxonomy places the organism in Eukaryota, Metazoa, Chordata, Mammalia, Carnivora, Hyaenidae. Bases 1 to 1290 code for a protein of 429 amino acids.